Messenger RNA from Carica papaya (papaya), 2047 nucleotides. Its product is annotated as Rho GTPase activating protein with PAK-box/P21-Rho-binding domain-containing protein. The record is from RefSeq and is a predicted model, not a curated record. Gene Ontology annotation, biological process: signal transduction. NCBI's taxonomy places the organism in Eukaryota, Viridiplantae, Streptophyta, Magnoliopsida, Brassicales, Caricaceae. Gene Ontology annotation, molecular function: GTPase activator activity.
UGGGAGAAAAUAGAGAUAAAGUAAAGCCUCUUAAAGAAUUUGAAACGAGUGGCCGUUGGAACUCCCAACUUCAAAAACCCAACUUGAAUGCAACACCACUCUGAAAUUUAAAUCUUCUUCUUCAUCUUCUUCUUCAUCAUCUUCUUCUUGUCUCUUCUACCGAGAGAAACAAAGAUUCUAUACAAGUUUCAUAGAGAGAGAGAGAGAUGACAGGGUUAGUAAUGGUGACGAAGGGAGUGGGCUGCGGUGGUGGGAAGGGAGAGAGAGGAGCAAGGAGUAACGAUGAAGAGCAGAACCAGCUCUCAGUAAUGGCGCUUCUGUUAGCUGCUCUGAGAAAAUCAAUGGUGUCUUGUCGUGUUGACAGAGCGGAUCAUGACGUAAUCUCCGCCGUUCAUCACAUGGAAAUCGGGUGGCCGACUAACGUACGCCACAUAACUCAUGUGACUUUCGAUCGGUUCAAUGGCUUCCUAGGUCUUCCUGUUGAGUUCCAGGUCGAGGUCCCUUGCCGAGUCCCCAGUGCUAGUGCCAGUGUGUUUGGAGUAUCAGCAGAAUCAAUGCAAUGUUCUUAUGAUUCAAGAGGAAAUAGUGUGCCUACAAUUCUCUUGUUAAUGCAGGAGAGAUUAUACUCACAAGGAGGCCUAAAGGCAGAAGGGAUUUUUAGGAUAAACCCAGAGAAUAGUCAGGAGGAGUAUGUGAGAAACCAGCUUAACAGGGGCUUGGUGCCUGAAAACAUUGACGUGCAUUGUUUGGCUGGGCUUAUAAAAGCCUGGUUCCGGGAACUUCCUUCAGGAGUUCUUGAUGGGCUUUCGCCUGAGCAAGUUCUUCAGUGCAACACUGAGGAGGAAUCUGUUGAGCUUGUGAAACAGCUAAAGCCAACAGAGGCUGCUUUGCUUAAUUGGGCUGUUGAUCUAAUGGCUGAUGUUGUUGAAGAAGAGGAAUCUAACAAAAUGAAUGCAAGGAACAUUGCCAUGGUUUUUGCACCAAAUAUGACUCAGAUGUCUGAUCCAUUGACGGCUCUUAUGCACGCGGUCCAAGUGAUGAACUUGCUAAAGACCCUGAUCACUAAAGCAUCGAGAGAAAGAGACGAGACGACAACCGGAGGAUAUUCACCCAUGUCAUUCCAUUCAUCUGAUCGUCAGAGUGACGAGGAAUUUGACAGUCACCAAGAUAUGGAUACCAGCUGCGAAUUGAGAGGGCCAGCCUCAGAUUAUGAUGAUCAGCAGGCACAUUACAGCCACAGCAAUGAAGAUGAUGAUGAUGAUGAUGGUAAUGACGUUGAGUCAUUAACCGAGGUAGAAGGAUGCUUCUUGAAACCAUUAGACAAGAGUAAUGAUGUUAAUCCUAGUGAUUUCUUGGAGGAAUCUGCAGAAAUCAGUGAUUUACAUAAAAACCAUGGCAGUUCUCCAAGUUGGUCCGCCAUUAACGCGGAGUCUAGCAGCAUUUCAUUCACUGAUUACAGCAAGACCAGGAAUUCAAGCUUGAGCACAAGCGAUGAAGAGGUCUCCGGAGCAAGUUUCAUCAUGGCUUUUAGAUGCAAGGUUGAUGGAGAGAGUCCAUCAAAAGUUUGUGAAGACAAGGAUGAGGAUAACUUGCAGAAUAUGAUAGUAGUAGAUGAGUUAACGGAAUCCAUUUGACAUCUAAACUUGAUCACUUUACAUCUAAUUUUAAUCUGUCUGAUCAGGGUUUUAGUUUCUUCUUCUUCUUCUUCUUCUUCUUCUUCCUCAAGGUGUUGUUAGGGGGAAAAAAACACCGGUGUGUUUGCAGGGUUUUGGUUUGCCCUCAAGAACAUCAUUAAUGGUGACUUCUGUAUAUGGGUAGGGAGAGUUUGUCGUUGCUUGAAUGUGGGAUUUGUAAGAGCCAUGAUUCAGCAAGGUGCUGAAGUCAUGUCAUGUUGUGUAGUUUUGUUCAAGUUGUGAAAGAUUUUUCUAACCUUGAACUUCAUUCAUCAUUGGUUUAGUGCCAUUUCCAUCCAUGUCAAAGGACUGAAGAAACAGUAUGGAUUGAUUUGUGGGGGAUUAUGAUCUACGUUGUCUGCUUGAUUUUCCUU